AUGAAGGGCCUAUACCAAGCUGCUGGCUGCAUUCUUGUGACUCUGGGGAGUCUGAGUGUGUUUUCUGGAGUUAUUGCUUUCUUCCCUGUCUUUUCUUACAAGCUUUGGUUUACGGGAUGGAGUGUGUGGAUCGCUUGUCCCAUCUGGAAUGGAGCUUUGGCCAUCACAGCUGGUGUGUUUCUCCUAUUGGCUCACAAAGAGUGGACCCAGAGACACUUGUGGGAAGCUAGUUUCACCUUUGUGAUUCUGAGCCUUAUGGGAUGUCCACUGCAUUUUGCAAUAACCUUGGAAUCUGCUCUUCUCGGCCCAUACUGCUUCUAGUCCUUUUCAGGGAUUGCGGGGACCAACUACCUUGGCUAUGCAGUGGCCUUCCCCUUCCCAUAUGCAAAACUCUCCUCAGUCUGUGUGGACCCGCUCCGCUAUGAAGAGUUCCACCUGGUGUUGCAAGCCCUCGCUGGUCUAAGCUUUGCCCUGUUCUGUGUGUCCCUGACGGUGUUCGUCAAGCUUUUUGCAAGACUUAUCCAGAACGGACACAUAAAUGUAGUAUACCGAGGCUAA
Molecule: messenger RNA, 558 nt
Organism: Castor canadensis (American beaver)
Lineage: Eukaryota; Metazoa; Chordata; Mammalia; Rodentia; Castoridae
Source: RefSeq, a predicted model, not a curated record